UUGUGUUGCUUUGUGCAUACGUGUGAACACACACUUCCUGUUUGACAUGUUCUACCAGGUGUGUCACAGCAUGAACAUACUGGCUGAUAUCCUGGUUUCAUUUUGUGAUAGUGUGUUUAUACAGGUGUGGGCUGGCUGCCACUGACUUGCGCUGGUGAGAGAAAUCCAGCACAGUCGUGAGAGGAGGGAAACUACAGCACUACUCUGACCGGAACUAUAACUUCUCUCAAAAAUAAGGGAGGAAUAGUCGCACACAAACACCUGUACAGGUGGAAGAAGAAACCCUGCAAACAAGGAAAGGCUGGAGAAAGACAGGAGAAUACUUCAGAAUGUGAAAUAACCCGAAGGAGAUUCUUCAACUGUGGUUCGAUCAAUGGGUCUGGGAUUCCAAUGUGGCAUUUCAGGCUCUGGGAUGUACAAGAUGUUGCUGUGUUUUUCAGCAUCACAUUAUACAUGUGUCACCUAGCUGGAGCCAUCUCCAUUCAGUCUCCCCAGAAGAGCCUGACCGGGUCGGUGCAGGAGGAUGUGUUUUUCUCAGUGGAUGUUACCUGUUUAGGGAUCCCCACCAUACAAUGGACCUUUAUUUCAGGGGCGGUGAGCCACACGAUAGGGACUUGGCAGCCGGGGGUGUACACCAACAUGUCAGUGGAUUACAACAGCAGAGUGCAGUCCUUCAAAAAUGGCUCAAUGGGGCUGUCAGACCUGCGGCUGCAGGAUGCUGGAUUUUACGUGGUCACUGUCACAGAUCCAGCAGGAAGCAGCAAGGACGCUGGCUUUGUCCUGAAAGUAAACGAGGUGCUGUAUGAGGACCUGCAGUACCUGUCUGUCUCUGCCUUAGCACUGGCCUUUGUGGCUUUCCUUCUCAUGCUGGCCACAUGGCUACUAGACAAGGCCUACAGGAAGAUAGUCGCAUGGAGACGCAGGAAAGAGAUGCCAGAAAAUGACGCAACAGAGCUGCAGCCUCUCUGAAGGACGUCCAGCGGUGCUUUGUCCCCGGCAGGGAAACACACCAGGGACCCCUCAUCGAACACAAGGACUAGAACGUUUAUUUUAGUUCAACAAGUUACUUACAGCCAGGAAGAUGGCUUGUUUUUUUUUUGUUUUUUUGAAUUAUGAAAAACUGUGUGCCAAGAUGUUUACAUGUUUAAAUGCAUUUACAGCUCACUGCUGAUGACACCGGAUUGAAUGUAAAUAUAUCACUAAUGACAUUGGGCAACAAUACAUACAGUAUUUACUGUCUAAGCAAAUGAAUUGUGUGAUUUUUAUGGGUUCAAUUUUCCAAAGUUUAAUCUGGUUUUGGAAAAAGGUUUUAUAGCAGGUAGUCUGUAUCAGACCUUUGAUGCAGUAAAACAGAUGGAAUGAACAAUGAGUCUACUUUUCUUAUUACUUACUUACAUUACUCAUUUUAAAAGGUGAUCUAAAACACACGAUUCUUUCGUACAGUGCCGACAAAUCAAAUCAGACAAAUCAUAAAGAUUAAGCAAAACUGCAAAGACACAUUCCUCACAAAAAGACAUUUACCAGAAGUCCUUUGAAAACAUUUAAUAACUUUAUGAUGUGACAAAUCAGCACAUAUACAUAUGGACAGACGUAAAGUUUUAUUUUGUAUCAGACUGUUUGAGGUACACACAAAUAUAAAAAAAACGAGCACUCUGCAGACACUACUGGAGGAGGAAAGGAAGAGAAAAGACAUAUUUCUUAAAAUUUUGUGGCUGAAAAUCUCUCUAGAAAAGGUGGAUUCUAUGAGUUUUGCUGUCCAGUUCACAGCCAUGGAACUGCAUAUAAACCCUGGCUUUGUAUACGGGAAAGGAGUCCGCACACUGACUGUAUCUAAGGACAAGGAGUCAGUGCAGCCAUGAGGAGCUCCAUCUUGUAGACAAAGUUUCGUCCUUCCAUCUUGCUCCAGUGGACCUCUUUGCUCGGCCCCCUGAGGUGGCUCCAUUUGGCAUCCUGGAUGACGUCGCUCUUAGGCAGCUCUUUGGUCUGGGUGCGGGGGAACUGGACCAAAACCUUGCAACCGCUCUCUGGGCCGUUACGCACUGAGUAGACCAACAGAUCACACACACAAUAUACAGUAUUAGUGACUACAAUCUGCUUAUGUAAUACAUCCACGCCCAAUUUCUAGUCAUUUGAGGUUAUCUUCAGUGUUCAUCCGUUGUCUUAGGAUACUCUUACUAUGUUAGAUAACAUUAACUCAUGAUGUGGAUGUGAUGCAUUCAAGGGGUUAUUUUGUGGUGUGGUGUUUCAAGUGUUUUGAUUCACUUUUUCAAUGAUCCCUCAAUUUGCAUAAACUCAGUGAUUUUA
Molecule: messenger RNA, 2304 nt
Organism: Etheostoma cragini (Arkansas darter)
Lineage: Eukaryota; Metazoa; Chordata; Actinopteri; Perciformes; Percidae
Product: V-set and transmembrane domain-containing protein 5
Exons: 5
Coding region: 391-969 (192 amino acids)
Biological process (GO): positive regulation of excitatory synapse assembly; filopodium assembly
Cellular component (GO): axon; plasma membrane; dendrite
Source: RefSeq, a predicted model, not a curated record